Procambarus clarkii (red swamp crayfish) is the source of this 2814-nucleotide messenger RNA. NCBI's taxonomy places the organism in Eukaryota, Metazoa, Arthropoda, Malacostraca, Decapoda, Cambaridae. The record is from RefSeq and is a predicted model, not a curated record.
AUGCCGAAGAAUUUGGAGGAUAUUGAUCCAGACCACUUCUUUAAAAAGGUAACACGAUACACAACAAAGGUUCCAAGUUCAACAAGUUCCAAUGCAGGUCAGAAAGGUAUCAAGUUCAACAAGUCCCAAUGCAGGUCAGAAAGGUUCCAAGUUCAACAAGCCACAAUGCAGGAACAAGUCAACAAGUCAACAAGUCCAGCAACAAGUCAACAAGUCCAGCAACAAGUCAACAAGUCCAGCAACAAGUCAACAAGUUCAGGAACAAGUCAACAAGUCAACAAGUCCAGGAACAAGUCAACAAGUCAGCAACAAGUCAACAAGUCCAGCAACAAGUCAACAAGUCAACAAGUCCAGCAACAAGUCAACAAGUCCAGGAGCAAGUCAACAAGUCCAGCAACAAGUCAACAAGUCCAGGAACAAGUCAAGAAGUCAGCAACAAGUCAACAAGUCCAGGAACAAGUCAACAAGUCAGCAACAAGUCAACAAGUCCAGCAACAAGUCAACAAGUCCAGGAACAAGUCAACAAGUCCAGCAACAAGUCAAGAAGUCAGCAACAAGUCAACAAGUCCAGCAACAAGUCAACAAGUCAGCAACAAGUCAACAAGUCCAGCAACAAGUCAACAAGUCCAGGAACAAGUCAACAAGUCCAGCAACAAGUCAACAAGUCCAGGAACAAGUCAAGAAGUCAGCAACAAGUCAACAAGUCCAGCAACAAGUCAACAAGUCCAGCAACAAGUCAACAAGUCCAGGAACAAGUCAAGAAGUCAGCAACAAGUCAACAAGUCCAGCAACAAGUCAACAAGUCCAGGAACAAGUCAAGAAGUCAGCAACAAGUCAACAAGUCCAGGAACAAGUCAAGAAGUCAGCAACAAGUCAACAAGUCCAGCAACAAGUCAACAAGUCAGCAACAAGUCAACAAGUCCAGGAACAAGUCAACAAGUCCAUCAACAAGUCAACAAGUCCAGGAACAAGUCAAGAAGUCAGCAACAAGUCAGUAAGUCCAGCAACAAGUCAACAAGUCCAACAACAAGUCAACAAGUCCAGGAGCAAGUCAAGAAGUCAGCAACAAGUCAACAAGUCCAGCAACAAGUCAACAAGUCAGCAACAAGUCAACAAGUCCAGCAACAAGUCAACAAGUCCAGGAACAAGUCAACAAGUCAGCAACAAGUCAACAAGUCCAGCAACAAGUCAACAAGUCCAGGAACAAGUCAAGAAGUUAGCAACAAGUCAACAAGUCCAGCAACAAGUCAACAAGUCCAGGAACAAGUCAAGAAGUCAGCAACAAGUCAACAAGUCCAGCAACAAGUCAACAAGUCAAGGAACAAGUCAAGAAGUCAGCAACAAGUCAACAAGUCCAGGAACAAGUCAAGAAGUCAGCAACAAGUCAACAAGUCCAGCAACAAGUCAACAAGUCCAGGAACAAGUCAACAAGUCAGCAACAAGUCAACAAGUCCAGCAACAAGUCAACAAGUCCAGGAACAAGUCAACAAGUCAGCAACAAGUCAACAAGUCCAGCAACAAGUCAACAAGUCCAGGAACAAGUCAACAAGUCAGCAACAAGUCAACAAGUCCAGGAACAAGUCAACAAGUCAGCAACAAGUCAACAAGUCCAGCAACAAGUCAACAAGUCAGCAACAAGUCAACAAGUCCAGCAACAAGUCAACAAGUCCAGGAACAAGUCAACAAGUCAGCAACACGUCAACAAGUCCAGGAACAAGUCAAGAACAACAAGUCAACAAGUCCAGGAACAAGUCAACAAGUCAGCAACAAGUCAACAAGUCCAGCAACAAGUCAACAAGUCCAGGAACAAGUCAAGAAGUUAGCAACAAGUCAACAAGUCCAGCAACAAGUCAACAAGUCCAGGAACUAGUCAACAAGUCAGCAACAAGUCAACAAGUCCAGCAACAAGUCAACAAGUCCAGGAACAAGUCAACAAGUCAGCAACAAGUCAACAAGUCCAGCAACAAGUCAACAAGUCCAGGAACAAGUCAACAAGUCAGCAACAAGUCAACAAGUCCAGCAACAAGUCAACAAGUCCAGGAACAAGUCAACAAGUCAGCAACAAGUCAACAAGUCCAGCAACAAGUCAACAAGUCCAGCAACAAGUCAACAAGUCAGCAACAAGUCAACAAGUCCAGGAACAAGUCAACAAGUCCAUCAACAAGUCAACAAGUCCAGGAACAAGUCAAGAAGUCAGCAACAAGUCAACAAGUCCAGCAACAAGUCAACAAGUCCAGGAACAAGUCAACAAGUCCAGGAACAAGUCAACAAGUCAGCAACAAGUCAACAAGUCCAGCAACAAGUCAACAAGUCCAGGAACAAGUCAACAAGUCAGCAACAAGUCAACAAGUCCAGCAACAAGUCAACAAGUCCAGGAACAAGUCAACAAGUCCAGCAACAAGUCAACAAGUCCAGCAACAAGUCAACAAGUCCAGCAACAAGUCCAGGAACAAGUCAACAAGUCCAACAACAAGUCAACAAGUCCAGGAACAAGUCAAUAAGUCCAGCAACAAGUCAACAAGUCCAGGAACAAGUCAACAAGUCCAGCAACAAGUCAACAGUCCAGGAACAAAUGAGUGUCGUGUUGAAGUCUCCUCAUAUGACAAGUUACAAAUGUAUCCAGUUUCAUCGUGCACGCUGGCCUGGGCAUGUACCAGGGACAGGAACCAACUCAGUGUUGCAGGCGAGGUGCAUGUUGCAAUGUCAUCAUUUGACCCGAAGUGGGUUAAAACAACAGGUACAACAGCCGUCCCCACCACCUACACACGGACGUCCUCAGCCAAUGAUGGUGACAUGGCACUGAGUCAACGUUGA